CGUCCGAAACUUCUCAGUUCCGAUUUUCUUUGAACGCAGCAUGACGCCGCAUGUGAGUUAGUGGCUCAUUAUCUGGCAGUCGGAGUGGCAGCGGACACAAGAGAGGGGAUCCCCGGGAUUUUUUCAUCGAAUUACGGGUAUUGAUAGCUAAAUUAUAACCCAAACAACCGGAAAACUAGGGCCAACGCCGUCAACCCCCUCUAAAACCACGGAGGGAGCAGCCAUGUCGGAGGAGGCCGCGCGUCUGACGCGUAGCCAGAAGCGGGCGCUGGAGCGAGACCCACCGGGCCCCGCCGGCUCCCCGGAGGACGGGGAGAGCAAGCGGCUGAAGCUGGAGACGGGGGACCCGGCCGCCGCCGCCAUCGGCGUCGGCCUCUCGGACGUAGAGGACCCCGAUGAGGACGCUGCCUCGGAGGGGACGCCUGACCCGAUCCCCAAGGUGCCCGCCAGCCUCCUGAAGACGGGGGAGGUGAAGGCCACCAUCAAGGUGGAGGUCCAGACCGGAGACGAGCCGGUGGACAUGAGCACAGCGAAAAGUGAGGUCAAGAAGGAGAGGCAGCCCCCGUCCCCGGACGACGUCAUCGUGCUGUCGGACAACGAGCCGGCCAGCCCCGUGAUGAACGGCCACUGCUUCACCAAGACGGACACGGAUAAACUCAUGAAGAGCAGCCCCGAGGAGAGGGAGCGCAUCAUCAAGCAGCUCAAGGAAGAGCUGCGACUCCAGGAGGCCAAGCUGGUCCUGCUGAAGAAGCUGCGACAGAGCCAGAUCCAGAAGGAGAGCACUGUACAGAAGGUGACAGGCCGUAGCUCAGGUACCGUGAUCCCUCCUCCACUGGUGCGGGGCGGGACGCAGCACGUCCCCUCCAAACCCAACUCCCAGAUCGUCAUGCCACCGCUGCUGAGAGGAGCACAGGUAGGCGUCCGGACCUCGCCCAUCGCCGUGACCCCGCAGCAGAUCGCCAGCCUCCGGCAGCAGCAGCAGCAGCACAGCGGCUCGGGCCCCCCGCCGCUGCUCCUGGCCCCCCGGGCGUCGGUGCCCAACGUGCAGGUGCAGGGCCAGAGGAUCAUCCAGCAGGGGCUCCUCCGGGUGGCCAGCGUGGCCAACAACAACGUCAUGGUCAACAUUCCCCAGGCCUCUCCAACCCAUAUGAAGGGCUCCAACGUCAACUCCAACUCCAACCCCGGCGAGUCUCCAGCCGCCCGGCAGGCCGCUGCCAAGCUGGCGCUGCGCAAACAGCUGGAGAAGACCCUGCUGGAGAUCCCUCCGCCCAAACCGCCGGCCCCCGAGUUCAACUUCCUACCGUCGGCCGCCAACAACGAGUUCAUCUACCUGUUGGGUCUGGAAGAGGUGGUGCAGAAACUGCUAGAGAUGCACGGCAGGGGUAGCUUAGGCCCGGCCGCGGCGAUGGCCAACUCUCUCCCCAAGGAGCCGCACACCUGUCUCCAGUGCAAGACGGACUUCACCUCCCGCUGGCGCCAGGAGAAGGCCGGCACCGUCCUCUGCGACCAGUGCAUGUCGUCCAAUCAGAAGAAGGCCCUGAAGGCGGAGCACACCAACCGGCUGAAGGCGGCCUUCGUCAAGGCGCUCCAGCAGGAGCAGGAGAUAGAGCAGCGCAUCCUGCAGCAGGCCGCCUCCUCCGCCGCCUCCUCCUCGUCCUCCUCGGUCUCCAAGACCACCUCUCCGUCGCUGUCAAAGAGCGAGCAGCAGAUCCUGGUGUCCCAGCAGUUCAAGCAGGUCAGGGCUGCCAUGCAGCAGCAGCACCAGCAGCAUCAGCAGCAUCAACAGCAUCAACAUCAGCAGCAGCAUCAUCAGCAGCAGCAGCAGCAGCACAGGGGGCAGUCCAUGGCUCGCCACCACUCCGCCAUCAAGACGGUCGGUCAGAUGUCCCGUAGCAUCCAGUCUCCAGUGAGCUCGCGGGGCGUGGCCCACUCCUACUCCUCCGCCCAGCUGCAGAACGCGGCGGCGGCGGCGGCGGCCGCCAUGGGCAACCGGCCGGUCAAGCAUCCCGCGGCGAGGCCGCUGCAGCAGGGGCCAAAGGGCGGAGCCACCGGCAGCGGGGGCAGCAACCAGGUCCACAUGGCCGCCUGGAGGAAGCAGAGCGGCGGCAACACAGGUGUCCCCAUGACGUACGUGAACCCCAGCCUCGCCGCCCACAAGACCAGCUCCGCCGUGGAGCGCCAGCGGGAGUAUCUGCUGGACAUGAUCCCAUCCCGCUCCAUCUCCCAGACAGCCAACACAUGGAAAUAAUGCUGCACCAUGAACCUCUACAAUAACUAUGACCCCAUUGAAAUAAUUUCACCCUCCUAAUUAUCAACAUAACUACGGACCAUGCCGGGGGGGAGGACCUACGUUUUGACCCAUAUUUAGGAAGUACAGAAAAAAAAAAGUGAAUAGAAAAAAAUAUAUAUUUCCCUCGCUCUUUCUGCUGCCGUCUGUCUGUCUCUACGUCCUAUGGAUUGUGAAUAUUCAUGAGUGCCGGGGAUGGGAAGUGUACGACCUCAGAUGUGUCCGUCGUCUCUCCCUCUGUCGUCGGUUGAGCCUCAAGUUUGCAACGAGAGGGAGCCGUCGCAUCCUCGCUGACCUCCAUUCUAGCUGGGAGAUAGCCGCCAUCUUGCACCGUCAAAGAUUAGCCUUAGCCCUGACCCCAUUCCUCUCCAGGUGAAGUAGGACACUAGGAGCCUGCGGUUGCUGGACUCGACUCUGAAGUUCCAUCUUGUUGGGAUUUUUACCCAUCUCCAUUAUUUGGACGGAAGUUCCAUCUUGUUGGGAUUUUUACCCAUCUCCAUUAUUUGGACGGUUCCCAGGUGUUUCUGAAAUCCUUUUUUCAUAGCUAUAUGGGCUGUGUUAAGUAGCUGUCCACCGACCUCGCAAAACAUUAUUCACCGCCACUCGUGUUUGAAAAAAUGCCCAUAAUCAAUACUUUUAUUCCAACAUGUCUGGCAGGGAACAAAGCUUCUGGAGUAAGAUGGCUGCUCUUAAAUCCAUUCUGACUACAUAGUUGUGGAAAUAAAACCUUGUGAAAUACCGGGGGAAUCUGGAGUAAUGGCCAGAAGUGAGCAUUACUCGGCUAUAGUCCAUUAACUGUGGUUCUAUGGUGGGGAGGGUAGCUUGUGGACCAUCCAGGAAAUAAUAACUGCUUUAGCUUUGCAAAAACGAAUACUAAAGACUUAAAAAAAGAAAAGACAAAACAAAAAAAAUAACGUUUAUCUCCACACAGAUUGCCUCUCCACUUUGUGUGCGUGUGUGUAUAGCAGAGCGUUUGGGCAGUGUGUCGGGAUAAUUUUGUAUGGCUGAAUAUGAAACGUGUCCUGUAAGUCCUAUACUGUGUUUGAGAUGUCGUGCUCCCUGACGCGUGGAACUGGCCUCGUCGAGGGCUCCUGGUUAAGGUUACUGUUGAGGUGGUUUUACAUCUGCUGGGUUCUGUGUUUUAGCCGACUUUUAAUGACUUGUUUCUAAGAUGAAGACCAUUAAAACAGAUAAAUGUCUCGCUGUCUAAUAUUUAAACAAAAUCAAAAUGCAGACUGAAAGUUUCGGGGACUUCUUGGAUAUUGUAGAAAGGAAAUAAGAGAAGAAAAAAAACGUCCAAAGAACUACUGGAGUCCAAAUGGAGAAUCUUCUCCCAGGGGGUUGGGUGUUCCUGAACCCUCUUUGGAUGUAAAAAUAUACGUUCCUGCUAAGCCAUGGGGCUGUGAACGAUGUCAUGGUUCAUGACGUGGUUUUGCUUUUAGUUGUAGUUUGUGGCGGAUUCUUUUUCCUCUUUAGACAACUUUUCCCGGUUUAUUUAUAGGGUCCCGUUAGCAGAGCUUUGCGUUUAGGCAUCGGUUGGAAUGGGUCUCCCAUUUUAAAACGCGCGCAUCUUCUGUCCUGCACACCCUGUCAUUGGUUUAGAAGAAGCUGGUCCCAUUUCAGAAUGUAACCAUUUAAAAACAAAACACACCAUGGUUUUCUUUUUUUGUCUGCUUUGAGGUGUCGUCCAUGAUUUGUCUGAUAUAAUUGGUUCUUUACAAUUGUGAUGUGCGAUGCAAUGUGUUUUCUAAGGAUUCAGUGGCUCAGGAUAAGCUAGU
Messenger RNA from Gadus chalcogrammus (walleye pollock), 4065 nucleotides. RefSeq names its product GATA zinc finger domain containing 2Ab (gene gatad2ab). The transcript is spliced from 10 exons. Lineage: Eukaryota; Metazoa; Chordata; Actinopteri; Gadiformes; Gadidae. Gene Ontology annotation, molecular function: sequence-specific DNA binding. Gene Ontology annotation, cellular component: NuRD complex. Bases 224 to 2248 code for a protein of 674 amino acids. The record is from RefSeq and is a predicted model, not a curated record. Gene Ontology annotation, biological process: negative regulation of transcription by RNA polymerase II.